CAUUAAUGGAAAUCUUUCAGGUGAUGUAUAAAUCUCAGUUUCAAGAAAUUGACACUUAAGACUGGUUUUGUGGUCCAGGGUCACAUAUUUAGCUUAUUUAGGUUAAAAACCUGCAGCAAGUUUCCAGAAUCCACGAGGAAUGCAUUCACGCUGAGUUAACAGUAGAUCAGUGCUUUAAACCGAUUAGCUGUGGAUUAGUCUGUUCGAUUUCUAAUCCACACCAAUGCACUGUGGCUCACGCUAAACAAUGCACUGCUUUUCAGUGCAGUAUCUGCAAACAACUCCAGAGGGAAGUCACGUGUUGUCUUUACAGCAUCUUUGCAUUGAGCAAGAUGUCCAACAUAUACACUCUGAGAGAAAUGUUCGGUGGCCAGUGGUCAUCUAGCACACGACUCGAUGGCAAAACAAUCAUUAUAACUGGAGCAAAUACUGGCAUUGGAAAAGAAACCGCAAGAGACCUGGCAAAACGCGGGCCCAGGAUAAUAAUGGCUUGCAGAGACCUUGAGAAAGCAGAAGGAGCACAGAAAGAGAUCAUGGAGGAAUCAGGGAACCAAAACAUAGUGAUCAAGAAACUAGACUUAUCUGACACCAAGUCAAUCAGAGAAUUUGCUGAGGUAAUCAACAACGAGGAAAGAGCUCUUCACAUACUCAUUAACAAUGCUGGGAUCAUGAUGUGCCCCUACUCUAAGACAGCAGAUGGUUUUGAGAUGCAGUUUGGUGUCAACCACUUAGGUCACUUCCUGUUAACCUUCCUGUUGAUUGAUCUGCUGAAGAGAUCUGCCCCCUCAAGAAUCAUCAACCUUUCCUCCAUGGCUCAUAGUUGGGGCACAAUAGCACUUGAUGAUAUCAAUAGUGAGAGGAAUUACCACAGUAGGAGGGCAUAUGGUCAGAGUAAAUUGGCCAAUAUCCUUUUCACUCGCUCCUUGGCCAAAAAACUCAAGGACACAGGUGUUACAGCAUAUGCAGUUCAUCCAGGAAUUGUGCGGACAGAACUUAAAAGACAUAUGAAUCUCGGACUUCUAAUCAUGUGGAAGGUUGUCAGACCUUUCACAAAGACCCCAGUGCAGGGAGCACAAACUACCAUCUACUGCGCAGUGCAACCAGAAUUAGACAAAGAGAGUGGUGGUUACUACAGCAACUGCAGUCCUUCAAGAUGUACUAGAGCUGCUAGAGAUGAUGAAAUGGCUGAGAAACUUUGGGAGCUCAGCUGCAAAAUGCUGGGAAUAGUCUGGGACUGAAUGCAGUGUUUUCCAUAAACAAUUCAGUAUAUCCAUUGUUAUUUACUAUUAUUAUUGUUAUAUACAAUUAAUUCCAACAUGAACACCCAAGUAAAAAUGCCAUGACACAAACUCUUAUAUCAACAAAUAUUUAUUUCUCAGUAGGUUGCUUUUAUUUCAAAGUUUAGAGGUCAAACAAUAUUUUCAGUUAGAAUAGUUCAUUUUAUUUCCCCCAUUCAAAGACCUCCAUUUGCAUUAUCAAAUGGUUUAGACUCUGAUAUAAUUACAUUAUACAGCGAGCAUGUAACAAUUAUAUAUUACAACACCUUUUGUGCUGAAGGAAAUAAGUAUAUAACACCUUCAUAAAUUUAUCAAAUUAAUCUAUACAGUUUAAUAAAAUCGAUCCUUUGUAGAGGUGAUGCAAUUUUAUUUGAUAUGAGCACAAUAAAAAGAAUCACAUUUAAUGUGAUAAUGAUGACAGCUGCCUUCGAUACAGUUAUUCAUUGUUGUACAUCAUAUUUUUACAUUGCGCUCUUCCCCGAGGUUAUUGUGCUAUGAUAUUAAUACUGGAGUAAAAACUGCAUUUUUAAAUGUAAAAGACACCAACAAAAGAAAAGAAAAGAAAACUAAAAAAAAAUUCAACCAAUUCAAAUAAUAAAUAUUUUCAGUUUAACAGAUAACACACUGCUAAAUGGGUUUACCCAUGGAUCGAUUGUUUGCCAGUGUUUCACGUGACCUAAGAAAAACAUGAAUCUACAGGACCAAUAAUGGCACAAAUAUAUCAGACAACAGAGCAUUGUUCACUCUUCUCCUAUUCUAACCAAAUUACAUUGGUUGAAGUAACAGUAUAAAUGACUUCUCUAUGUAUUUGAGAACUUCCAAGAUAUUUUGAAAUGUGGGGUAACACUUUAAAAUAAUGGUCCGUUGUUAACAAAUAACUAUGCAGCAAGUAAUAGGUAGUACCACAUUAACACCAAACUUAAUACUAUUAAUUAAUAUGGA
Molecule: messenger RNA, 2219 nt
Organism: Onychostoma macrolepis
Lineage: Eukaryota; Metazoa; Chordata; Actinopteri; Cypriniformes; Cyprinidae
Exons: 7
Coding region: 333-1238 (301 amino acids)
Source: RefSeq, a predicted model, not a curated record